AUGGCUUCUGAUUUUGUGCCUCCUACUACUGUUAAUGGUGGAAAUCAAGAAGUUAUCGAUAAUGAUGCUGCUACAAUCGAUGCUACAAUCGAAGGGCCUUCUGAAAAUGAACCACUUCAAAAAAAAUACAGGAGGAAGACCUCGAAAUUUUGGGAUGAUUUGGAGACAGUAUAUGAAAAUGGAACAAGAAAGGCAAAGUGCAACCAUUGUAAAACAAGUCUUUCUUUGGGUCGAGGGGCUCCCACAACACAUCUGAAAAGGCACUUAGAAACUUGUCCAAUUCAUCAAGCUUCUAUUUCUUGCCAAAAGAAAGGACCCACUCAACAAUUAUUGGCUCUCUCCUCAAUUGCUUCCGAUGGGUCUGUAACUGUAAGUGGUGGGUUGGCAGCUUAUAAGUUUGACAAGGAGAAGGUUGUUGAAGAGAAUGAGUUUAUGAAUGAAGAUAGCCUUGAGGAAAACAGCUUUUGA
Molecule: messenger RNA, 468 nt
Organism: Ilex paraguariensis (yerba mate)
Lineage: Eukaryota; Viridiplantae; Streptophyta; Magnoliopsida; Aquifoliales; Aquifoliaceae
Source: the annotation of a GenBank genome assembly